Messenger RNA from Jaculus jaculus (lesser Egyptian jerboa), 2483 nucleotides. RefSeq names its product vitamin D 25-hydroxylase. Bases 1 to 1506 code for a protein of 501 amino acids. The transcript has 5 exons. Gene Ontology annotation, biological process: xenobiotic metabolic process. Gene Ontology annotation, molecular function: iron ion binding; heme binding; oxidoreductase activity, acting on paired donors, with incorporation or reduction of molecular oxygen, reduced flavin or flavoprotein as one donor, and incorporation of one atom of oxygen. NCBI's taxonomy places the organism in Eukaryota, Metazoa, Chordata, Mammalia, Rodentia, Dipodidae. The record is from RefSeq and is a predicted model, not a curated record. Gene Ontology annotation, cellular component: intracellular membrane-bounded organelle; cytoplasm.
AUGGGGGAGCGGCUGGGGGCCGAGGCGUGCGCGGCGGCGCUCGGGGCCGCGCUCUCCCUGCUGCUCUUGGCGCUGGUGGUCCGCCAGCUCCUGAGGCAGAGGCGGCCUGCGGGCUUCCCGCCGGGGCCGCCGCGGCUGCCGGUUCUCGGCAACCUGUGCGCGCUGGCCGCCUCCGCCGAGCUGCCGCACGUGUACCUGAGGCAGCAGAGCCGCGUCUACGGCGAGAUUUUCAGUUUAGAUCUUGGAGGAAUUUCAGCUGUGGUUCUAAAUGGCUAUGAUGUAGUAAAGGAAUGCCUUGUCCAUCAAAAUGAAACUUUUGCAGACAGACCAUGCCUGCCUUUAUUCAUGAAGAUGACAAAAAUGGGAGGUUUGCUCAAUUCCAGAUAUGGCCGCGGGUGGACUGAUCACAGAAAAUUGGCUGUUAACAGUUUUCGCAAUUUUGGAUGUGGUCAAAAGUCUUUUGAAUCUAAAAUCUUAGAAGAAGUCAAUUUUUUCCUGGAUGCUAUUGAAACAUACAAAGGUAUAGCUUUUGACUUCAGACAACUAAUAACAAACGCUGUUUCAAACAUAACUAAUCUUAUCCUGUUUGGAGAACGGUUCACUUACGAGGAUACUGAUUUCCAGCACAUGAUUGAGUUAUUUAGCGAGAAUGUGGAACUGGCUGCAAGCGCCUCAGUCUUCCUGUAUAACGCCUUUCCGUGGAUUGGCAUUUGGCCUUGCGGGAAACACCAACAGCUGUUUAGAAAUGCAGCCAUAGUGUAUGAUUUUCUCUCAAAACUUGCUGACAAAGCUUCAGUCAACAGAAAGCCUCAUUUACCUCGGCAUUAUGUUGAUGCUUAUUUAGAUGAGAUGGAUCAAGGUAAAAAUGACCCUCUGUCUACUUUCUCCAAAGAAAAUCUGAUUUUUUCAGUGGGUGAACUCAUCAUUGCUGGAACUGAAACUACAACCAAUGUGCUCCGCUGGGCAAGUCUUUUCAUGGCCCUGUAUCCUAACAUCCAAGGACAAGUGCAGAAGGAGAUUGAUUUCACUUUGGGCUCUGGGAAGAAGCCUUCUUGGGAUGACAAGUGCAGAAUGCCUUAUACUGAAGCAGUUUUGCAUGAGGUUUUACGAUUCUGUAAUAUAGUUCCACUGGGAAUUUUUCAUGCAACCUCUGAAGAUGCUCUUGUAUGUGGUUAUUCCAUUCCUAAAGGCACAACAGUAAUCACAAACCUUUAUUCGGUACACUUUGAUGAAAAAUACUGGAAGGACCCAGACAUAUUCUAUCCUGAGCGAUUUCUGGACAGCAGUGGAUGUUUUUCUAAGAAGGAAGCUUUGAUUCCUUUUUCUCUGGGGAGAAGACAUUGUCUUGGAGAACAUCUGGCUCGGAUGGAAAUGUUUUUGUUUUUUACAACAUUGCUUCAGAGAUUUCAUUUGCAUUUCCCACAUGGACUUAUUCCAAAUCUGAAGCCCAGGUUAGGCAUGACAUUGCAGCCCCAGCCCUACCUAAUCUGUGCUGAAAGACGUUGAAAGUGCAUGCAUGUUUUGGAGGAUAGCCCUAAUUAAUCAAAAGUCACAGUUUAUAAAGCCAAAUGAAUACACUUGUAUUGUUAUAAAAAACCAGUACUAGACCAGUAACAAGGAUUUGUUGAUAUUUUUUCAAGCUUCUAUUAUUUCUAGUGGAGUUCUCUGUGGUAGAACAGAAACCUGCAAAUGCCAGGUGUUGGUGUGUAUGCUAAGGAGAGUCUGCACAGAGCUACCUAUAUAUACUACACUAUAUAUACUAUAUAGUGUAACGUUCCUCUCGUUUCUUUUGAACUCAUCUGAUUUUUGUCCUAGGGAGCUUUGCUUCCAAAUACCAACCCUUUCCCAUUAGGUCCUGUAAUUAAUAAGCUGUAAUGCAGUCCAGGACUAAAGAAGAAACUAAAACAAAAAUAAAUGAAUUUCAUCUAUAAAGGUAUCUAUCUCUAAGCAUUGCCAAGGGCUAGUGCUGAUCUAAAAAUAACAGUAUCCAAGCAUCCUGAUCCUCACUCUUAAUGAAACCAAAACCAUCUCUCACGGCAGCUAUCACAUCCAUUUUCCUGGCUUCAUUAGUAAACUCAAAUGCAUUAGAUAGAACAUCUAUAUUGGUUGCUCUUUCCAAUUUGUUACACUAGUCUGUUGAGAUAUUAAACCUAACAUGGUCACCUUCCUGCAGGGUCACCUUGCAUUUCAUGUCUUUGUCUCUAAAGGUAAACUUUAGGAAUCACAAGGUCAACUUUGAUUCGUCCUGGCAAUGGGUUAUUCUGGUUUUUACUGGGGACUUUGGGGAUAACUUUGCUUAUAGCUACUUCAAAAUGUUCAUUGCUGAGAUCUUCAAAAAUGACUGUUCUUGAGGCAAAAGUCUGACAUUGGUUGCAACUUCUUUGCCAUUUCUGUCCUUGUUUGUGAACUCUAGGUCGCCUUUAAAUUCACUGUAGUGAAAGAAUAUCUCCUUUAUAAAAUUACCUCCUUCAUGGUACAGACUA